Molecule: messenger RNA, 546 nt
Organism: Gryllus bimaculatus (two-spotted cricket)
Lineage: Eukaryota; Metazoa; Arthropoda; Insecta; Orthoptera; Gryllidae
Source: the annotation of a GenBank genome assembly
AUGGCCGAGGACGGUGAGCCAGAGAGCCCCGCAUGCUCGCUGUACAUCAGCCCUGCGAGCAGCGCCGUGGGCGGCGGCGCGGGCGGUGGCGCAGGCGGCGGCGCGGGCGCAGGCGCCGGCGCGGCCGGCGACGACCCGCGUGUAAUCCAUCGCGACGCUCUAGCGCAAGUGCUGGAGCGUUUACAGCCGGUCGGUGGUUGGCAGGUGAUCGAGACCGGGUGCGGGCUGAUUGCGUCGUUCGCGACGGAGGCGGACGCCGACCGCCUGUUGGGUGUCGACCUGGCCGAGGAACUGGGCGGACCCGUGCAGGUGGCACGCUUCUCUGCACAGGACUCCCGAUAUCGACAGGUGCUGGACCCCGGGCAGUGCGAGAACCUGCUGCGCCAGGGCCUCGACUUCUUCGGCGCCGCGCGCUUCAGCGUGACGGCGGAGCGCCUGUGGCCCAGCGGCUCCAACCCAGGCUUGGCCGGCGCACGCCCCGAGGGCGCCGGCGCCGCCGCCGGCUGCAGCAGCAGCGCGGGCGGCGGCGGGGGCGGCGGGGGCGAU